This is a messenger RNA of Gongylonema pulchrum, 516 nucleotides long. The record is from the annotation of a GenBank genome assembly. NCBI's taxonomy places the organism in Eukaryota, Metazoa, Nematoda, Chromadorea, Rhabditida, Gongylonematidae.
AUGCAAACGAUCAAGUGUGUUGUGGUUGGUGAUGGUGCUGUUGGUAAAACAUGUCUUCUCAUCUCCUACACUACCAACAAAUUUCCAAGCGAAUAUGUUCCAACAGUUUUUGACAAUUAUGCGGUGACAGUGAUGAUCGGUGGAGAGCCGUAUACGCUGGGUUUGUUUGAUACAGCUGGCCAGGAAGAUUACGAUAGACUUCGUCCACUGUCCUAUCCACAAACCGAUUGGGUUCCGGAAAUAGCGCAUCAUUGCACGAAAACACCAUUCCUGUUGGUCGGUACACAGAUUGAUCUUCGAGAUGAUCCCCUCUACAUCGAAAAGCUGGCAAAAAUCAAGCAACGACCAAUUUCAUUUGAGCUGGGCGAAAAAUUAGCAAAAGAACUGAAAGCAGUGAAAUAUGUGGAAUGUUCAGCACUCACACAGAAAGGCCUUAAAAAUGUGUUCGAUGAAGCAAUUUUGGCAGCACUGGAGCCACCGGCACAAGAAAAAAGAAAGAAAUGUACGAUACUUUAG